Molecule: messenger RNA, 2736 nt
Organism: Cyprinus carpio (common carp)
Lineage: Eukaryota; Metazoa; Chordata; Actinopteri; Cypriniformes; Cyprinidae
Product: ectodysplasin-A receptor-associated adapter protein-like
Biological process (GO): signal transduction
Molecular function (GO): protein binding
Source: RefSeq, a predicted model, not a curated record
GCAAUGCAACAGAAGAGUAAAAGACUAAUUUUGGGAACACAUGGACUUUUCCAAGUUGUCCCCAUGUUCCUCGCUAUGUAUCUUUGUUCCUUGCUGAAAAAAAAAUUAUUGAAUGCAGUAGCACAACUAGCACACAACCUGUUUAAAUGACCGCAUGUCACUUUGUGGAAAUGUCUUCACAGAAUUAAUCAGCUCUGAUUGUGUUAAAGUGUAACAGAAGUAGUGACAUAACUUUUCCUAUGCAUUUUGACUUACAUCUGAUUGAAGCAGAUUAUUCAAAAGAAUAAAAUAAAACACAUGAAUGUAUGAAUCGUUCACAUUAAGAUCAAUGUAUUUAGAUAAUUUAGAUUUUAUUUAAUGAUGACUUUGGUUUUAAAACAGUAUAAAAAAGAUUACCAUUUUGUUUUUUUCCUUUAGACAAAAAAAUGAAUUACCAUUUACAUGGUAAUUAAACAUUUCCAUGGCUGUACAAAGCUAAUCUAUAUUUAUUAAGGCAAGCACCAUUCAGUUUAUGAUUAGUUGUUUGUUGCUAAACAACUCGCUGUAGAAUUCUAGCUAUGUUUUUUUUUUGGUAUCGGAAAUUGGCGCGAUCACAGAAUUAUUGAACAGUAAAGAUAUCUAUAUUUGAAUCUGCCGCAUGCCAUUGAUGCCACUGAAUUACUCACGCUGUGCUACUCACACACAGACACACACACACACACGCAUAUCUCAUACUUCCUUCCUCUCAGUUACUUAGUCAUUUUCACUGACAGUCCUCUCUAUUUCUUUAUGCUGCUUGUUGGUUCCGUAAUUGUAUACAACUUCAGAGGAGUGUAUGUGAACUGUACGACUUUUGAAUCUGACACCCUUAAAGUGCCUUCAUUAGCAGAGGAGACUUUUUGCGACUGACAAAACAAUAACAGGGAGAGUGGCUUCUGAACCGGUGGAGGACACUGACCCCAGCAGCUUCAUUACAGAUAUGUCUCUGAGGUCACAUUACCCCAUUCAGGACACUGAUCCACAAGCUAUCAGAGAUCCUGUAACCCUACAGCUCAGCUCUGGUCCCCCUGGAUAUUUGUCAUCAGCGGUGGACAGGAUACGACAACCUGUGGAAAAUGACAGUAGUGAAUUUAUUCCAUCAUCUUCAGUUUCAUCAGACUUCGGUAAAGAACAUAAGGCUUGUAAGGAGUGUUUAUGUUCUGCUCCUCCACCCAAAAUCAGUGACCUGAUGAACGACGAAGACCUUCUGUAUACUCUAAGACUGAAGCUCGAUGCGACUCACUGCACUGUCAAAAACUGGAAGAACUUUGCAAGCCGCUGGGGAAUGAGCUACGAUGAGCUCACGCUUCUAGAGCAGCGCACACACGGUCCCACCUACCACAGUCCCACUCAAGAGUUCCUCCUGCGCUACAACCAGAAACCUGUCACGGAGCUCACCGCACUCUGCCAGCUUUACCAGCGCAUCGAUGUGCUUCGAUUGCUCCAGAGAUGGAUGGAGAACGACUGGCCCUCACGCUGGCAGCAGGCCCAUUAGCUGGUACUUCACAAUAACUGGACCUCAAAGGAGAACCAUGUUGGUAGAAACUGAAAUUCAUGACUGCAGGGAUGGACAGCAGGUCAGAACACACAUUACUGAACGGGUGGUACAAAGACGGUGUUUACGAGGUUGUACACUGGACGUAGUUUAUUUUUUGGUAACCUUUGGUUGGUUUUAUCACUCCAUAUGUCACUGUCUGGUUAGCUGCAUUAGCUAUGUGGUAAAAUCAACAAAUAUAUGCAGUAGCACCCCAGCACUAGAAAAUGGAAAGACCGCUCAGGUGUGAUUACUCAUUUAGAUUCUGUCUGGAAAUUCUCUGUGAUUCCGGUCAUACAGCAUUUAAUUUAUUUUAAUACAAACAGUCAUCUGCUUGCAGUGUGCCAGAGUUGGUGGUCUUAUGAAGUGUCCUUUAAUUAGUAACAUAUACUAUAAUGAGUCAUUGUUUUCGAUAUAUAAAUGAGUUUUAAGACAACUUUUCAUCUUUAUUCUUGCCUCCAUUCUAGUAACAGGGUCGUUCUAGAAUUAAUCACACAAAAACUGCAUCUCCUUUCAGUGUAUAAAUACUGAAUCUCCUUCAUUGUUUUACAUUAAUUUGAGCUUGUAAAACAUUGUGAUAUAUAUCAAAAUUCCCAUUGCACUGCUCACUGAGCACUUGAAUUUAGUAUCAUGUUUGGUAUGAAUGGCACUUAUUUUUUAUUAUUAUUUUGAGACUUUAAGAAAGACUUAGCAUGUCUCUGAGAAAGGAGUGGUAACAUAGCAGUAUAACUGCAGAGAACUGUGGAUCUGGAUGUUGACUGGACUUUAUUGAAAAUAUUAGUUUAAAAAAUGCAGGGUGUUUCGAAAUGUAUGGUCAAAUGUAAAUUACAAUGCAGAUAGUAGAAUGUGACAACAUUACCUCUGCUAAACAAGACUUUAAAAAGUGUUUGGUUUUGUGCCAUGUACUCUACCUAGCUUUUUAUUUCCUGUGUCUAAAAAUUAAAGCCUGUUUAUGUGCAUCAGGGGUUCUGUUUAAAAAUAAAAGUUUUGUAUGCACAGUAUCUGAAUAUUUGUUAUAACUACCAUUAUAGUGUAAAUACAAAGUAUUUUUCAUCUGCAAUACAUUAUGAACUACUGGUGUCGCAGUGGUGAAUAAUGGUCUGACAUCAUCAAAACUGGCCUGAAGUGUUAAAAUGAAUUUUCCAUGCAAUGAUCAUAUCAUAAACUUUAUUGAAGUCUUUUGA